GCGCGCGGGCGGGCUGAGCUCACACUCCCGGGAAGCGGCCGCGGCGGAGCCGGGGUCCGCAGCGGCUGCGCAUCGCGCGCCUCUCGCUGGGCGCUUGGGGGCUGCAAGGUGGGCUGCGCGGUCCCCCGGGAGGGAGGAGGCUGCCGGAGAGGAACUGCAAAUGACAGAGCAGAGGGACGGCUGGCCCAGCCAAUCCUGGAGCCGCUGCAGCACUUGUUCCCCAAACAAACAUGCUCUGGUGCAAGGACAGAGAGGAGGGGGCUGCUGGCUCCCAGGCCCUCCCGGGACCCUGGCCCCCUUGCUGCUGCGCACUGGAAGGGCAGCCUGGCUUAGGCUGCCGGGACAGAGGCUGCUGGUGGGCUGGGGCAUGAUGGCUGCAGCCCCUCCCUGCUGCCCUGCGUGGGAAGAAGAAUGCAGAGCCAGGUCCUGGAGGGCGAAUGGGAGAUCAGGGGCCCAUCCAUACCAGCCGUUUGGGGCGAAGAAAGAGGAGGUGAUUGGGCGGCUUCCUCGCCGUCUUGCUUCCCGAGGCCCCCCUUGCCCAGUGAACCGUCUGGUGGAGUGGUUGCCAUCCUUGAGUUUUGAGGCCUGCGUUUCAUCUUGGGGGCCCCCUGGCAUGGCGGAUGGGUGUGGUGAUAUGGACCCCAGAUGUCGCAGUGAAAGAAUACAUGGAAACAUUAUCUGUUGCCCUGGAGAACAUGAUGUUGCUUACCCAAUAAAACAUCGAACCUGCUGCCAGGUAACCUCAGCAGCCGGGCACAUCUCUCAUCUGCCAGCACCCUUCUCCUGCGGUCGGCAGGGCUGCUCUAAGGCCAGAGCAGGGAAAUGAGAAGUCUCCCAGCGUGAGGACCUUCCCUUACUCUACGUGGUGGAGGUGGGUGGUGGCUGUGUACAGAUUCUAGAAUGCACUGACUUUUUACAUUUCAGGACAGGCUCCAAGGGUCUUUCUGUGUGACUUUCCUAUCUGACUCUUUAGCAGUGAAGGUGUGAGUGCAGCUUUCCAUUUUGGGGGGAGAAGAGAUGGUGAGAAUGGGGUCAGGACAGAAGCCAAGGGAAGCCAGGCAGUGUGGAAGAUGGACAGAUACUCCCUGGAUGCACUGGACCUCCUGGCCCCCAGGUCAUUUCUCAGUGUUAUUUCCUCUGUCUACUGACACACACACUUAAUUUCCAUGCGCUCUAGUGAGACCAAUAUAUUUUUGGAUGAGCCCAAGCCAAACAGGAAGGUAAUUCUACUUGGAGGAGUAAAUACAAAUGAUGUGGGGUUCCCUGUUUUGUGUUUUCACUGAGAGUUUGCCGUCCCCCUUGGUUGGUGGAAUUCGCUGGGAGAUGGGUUAUAGGGCAGAUCCUGAUGUUCCUGGAGUUCAGGUUCACUGCUUCCCUUAUUCUCAUGUUCAGGACCAAGGUGCUAUCUGUGGGCUAAGUACCCCAGGUUCUAGAUUACUGCUCGCUAAGCAGGCAACUAGGGCAGUUGAAACCAAAAGCCUCCAAAGUCUUGUUCAAUGACAGUAAGCAUUUGAAUGCAAUGAACAAAUGAGUGCGUGUAUAUUUAGAAUGUCACACCCCAUCGAGAAAGAACCCCCAGAAAGCCUAGCUGGCUCAUCCCAGCCACAGGUCUGAGCACACCCAGGGUCAUAUCCUCUUAUUCCAUGAUCAGCUGAAGUCACUUCCUUAUGUACCCAAACCUACCCACACCCAGCCACUAUUUCCUGCUCCAGCUCAAGAAGUGCCCAUCACCCCUUUCAUAAUUCCGUAGCGUCUAGUUCACCUACCAGCCUGCUGAGCCUCCUUCCAGCUUAGCCGCCAUCUUGCUUCCCGAUCUUGCUCUUGUCUGGGGAUCCUUGGUUUCUGCUUGGACUCCCUGGCUUCCAGGCUUAGAGUGAAUUCAGUUGCCCAGUGGUCACUGGAAAUUUCAGCCCUGGGUUGCUGGUUUGGAGCUGUGUUUUGUCCUCAGUCUUGAUUCUUAACUCCUUGCACCCUGGUCCCUGCCACUUCUGUCACGUUAAAAAAUCUGAUUUCUCUAGGUCAAUCAGAGAAAGACAAU
This is a messenger RNA of Mustela erminea (ermine), 2038 nucleotides long. RefSeq lists its product as uncharacterized. The record is from RefSeq and is a predicted model, not a curated record. Lineage: Eukaryota; Metazoa; Chordata; Mammalia; Carnivora; Mustelidae. The coding region runs from base 161 to 826 and encodes 221 amino acids. The transcript is spliced from 4 exons.